This is a messenger RNA of Kluyveromyces lactis, 1284 nucleotides long. RefSeq names its product Ett1p (gene ETT1). Bases 1 to 1284 code for a protein of 427 amino acids. NCBI's taxonomy places the organism in Eukaryota, Fungi, Ascomycota, Saccharomycetes, Saccharomycetales, Saccharomycetaceae. The record is from RefSeq and is a predicted model, not a curated record. The transcript has a single exon. Gene Ontology annotation, molecular function: protein binding. Gene Ontology annotation, biological process: translational termination; positive regulation of cellular response to hypoxia; positive regulation of SREBP signaling pathway. Gene Ontology annotation, cellular component: nucleus.
AUGGCUAAAAGAGCUUUGGGAUUAGGCAAAAGUAAGAAACAAAAGAAGCAAAAAGUUGCUGUGCCAGAAGAGCAAUCUUCUGAGGGAACGGUACCAGCACCAUCUGCAGCAAACCAGAUUGAAAUUGCAUUGGAUGAAAACGAGGAUGCCGAUGAUGAGUUAGUCCAACUAAAGGGUUUGUGGGAAACUUUCCUGAAGGAUAAAGAUAAUCAGCUAUUGUUAAAUGGUGUAGUGCACGAAUGUGACAGAUUAUUGCGUCUUCAGGACAAUGAUAGCACUAUAAAACUGAGCGAUUUGUUUCACUCUAUUUAUGCGCAGGCUUUGGCAGAGCUAACAGUUUUCCUUCCGGAAGAAACCGAUGACGAAGAGAAGAAGUACGAGAGAAUGAAUGAAUUUUUCGAUGCUGCUUUGGAAAGGUAUAGACUUGGCGCUGAGAAAUACCCGGAAACUCCUUUGUUAUCUUUAACGCAAACUAAAAUUAUUUUACAAAGAAUCCCCUUACAGUAUAUAUCUCAACUCUCUCCAUUGGAUCAAAACGACGAGAAGUACAAGCUUUAUGAUUUAUUAGAAUCGGCAAAGAGUUCGUACACUCUUUCGUCAAAUCAGCAUCAAUUGGCAUAUGAUGUGCUGUUAAGUUUCUAUGACUUGCUAGACAUCAUUGAGACAUUCGAGGAUAAAGAGGAAUUGGAAGAUGGGUUGGAUAGCGAUGAUGAAGGUGAGGAAUUAGUAGAGGUUGUAUUGCACGAAAACCAUCCACUAACGAAAAUCAAGAAAAACAUGAAUCAGAACUACGAGUGGUUGAAAGAAAAUUUGUUGAAUUUGUUCAAUGACAUAUCUUCAUCAUUUUGCAACAAGGUCGGCCCUGACAUCGAUAAAGAUCAUCCAACAGUAGUUUUGUUCAAGAGUAUCGCGCGUACGCUUGGCCAACUUUACUUAAAACUGGCCGAGGAACCAUCAAAAACUUUUGCUGAAUUGAUGUAUGAUAGCGACGAUGAAGAGCAAACUGAUAAGGAGGCUCUAGAGAAGGCUAAAAAUGCACAAUCGAAAGCCAUUCCAUUGGUUGAAUAUGCUAUCAGGUACUUGCAAGAAGCGAAAGUGGAAGAUGAACCUCAAACCUGGGUCGACGUCGCUGAAGCGAUCAUUGAUUUAGGGAACCUUUACGAUUACGAAUCGAAAGAACAGGAAGACUCUUACAAGAGAGCAGAGGAAAUUUUACUGAAGGCUAACAAGGCAACUCAUGGUAAAUACCAAGUUAUCCUGGACAAUUUGUUGAACAAAGAUUAA